UAAAUGUUUGCUGUUGAUUUAAUUCAGUGAUCUAUUUUUCAAGCUUUUCAUUAAUUCUCUUAUUCGCUCAGUCGGCCCAUCAUAUUUCUCUUCUAUAUCAUUGUAAAUACUAUUUAUUCAGCGUAAAAAAAAAUAUACGUUAUGAGUUAUAAAAUACUGCUGUGUUUAUUAAUUGGGACGGUAUCCGUGAUUGCUGAUCAAGUUUGUUAUGAAGAGUUGGGCUGCUUUGAUAAUGAGUACCCAUGGUUCACUUUAUUUCGUCCUUACCCUCUUCCGAAAUCCAGAGAAGAAGUCGACACUAAAUUUUUUUUCUCCAAUCGAGCCGUAAAUAAAAGUUUUGUCCAAACUUGGCCGUCGAUUGAAAUGAAUCCAGAAUUUGAUCCUCAGAAGCCCAUGUAUUUUAUUACUCAUGGAUAUUCAAGUGAUUCUAAUACCGCUUGGUUUAAAAAUUUAACGGAAGCAUUAUUAUUUAUGACAGAUGGUAACGUAUUUGCAGUAGAUUGGGCACAAGGGUCCUCGGGAUUUUAUUUCACAGCUGCCGCUAAUACUCGGACAGUAGCCGCCGAAAUUCGAAGAGUAAUUCAUUAUUUACAAGACAAUUAUUCCCUGGAUGUUCAAAAUGUCCAUCUACUGGGUCACAGUCUCGGCUCGCAUAUAAUGGGAUACGUCGGAAAAAAUUUCACGGAUCCAAAAAUCCAUCGUAUCACGGCUUUGGACCCAGCGCAGCCGGGAUUCCAGGGCAGGAACCCGGAGGUGCGGCUUGACAACACGGACGCCGAUUUUGUGGACGUGGUGCACACUGACGGGAAACCAUUUUUACCGUUUCUUGGUCUAGGAAUGACAUCAGGAGUCGGCGACGUUGACUACUUUGUCAACGGAGGCAAGUGGCAGCCAAACUGUCUGCUAGACGGCGAAUCUUUCCCUUACAAAUCUUUCUAUCAGAUUCCAAAAGUGACAAUAACUAUUUUGUACAAUCUGGUGACUUGCAGUCACACAAGGGCCCCGCGUUACAUGGCCGCAGCUAUAAAAGAGCCGUGUUACAUGUGGGCGUACCGUUACAACGCGACGACAGCAAGCUUACGAUGGACAGAUUUCGUCCUUGAAGACAAGUGCGAUGCCAAUUCAUGCUCUUUGAUGGGUUUAAGCGCUCCGCGGUUACCAGCACGCGGGAAUUUUGCUUUAGAGACGACCGGAACUUACCCUUUUUGCAAAGAUGAUGCCGAAACUGACAACGAAAUGAAAAGAGCAUUUUUGUAUUAGAAUAAAAAAUAAAGACAUAGUUUACGAGACAAUACAAUUAUAUUCAAAUAACAUGUGAACUGUAAAAGCAUAUUUGAAUACGUACAUUUCAAUAUAUAAAUAUAAUAUUAACUAGA
Molecule: messenger RNA, 1376 nt
Organism: Microplitis mediator
Lineage: Eukaryota; Metazoa; Arthropoda; Insecta; Hymenoptera; Braconidae
Product: pancreatic triacylglycerol lipase-like
Exons: 6
Coding region: 142-1260 (372 amino acids)
Biological process (GO): lipid metabolic process
Molecular function (GO): triacylglycerol lipase activity
Source: RefSeq, a predicted model, not a curated record